Messenger RNA from Sebastes umbrosus (honeycomb rockfish), 1544 nucleotides. RefSeq names its product cAMP-dependent protein kinase inhibitor alpha (gene pkia). Gene Ontology annotation, biological process: negative regulation of cAMP-dependent protein kinase activity. Gene Ontology annotation, cellular component: cytoplasm; nucleus. Bases 150 to 377 code for a protein of 75 amino acids. NCBI's taxonomy places the organism in Eukaryota, Metazoa, Chordata, Actinopteri, Perciformes, Sebastidae. The record is from RefSeq and is a predicted model, not a curated record. Gene Ontology annotation, molecular function: cAMP-dependent protein kinase inhibitor activity. The transcript has 3 exons.
GUAUUCUGUCACUGGCUUGACACUGUUUGGUAAAUCCUCUUUGGUGAGUGGAAUACUGGAGUGGCAUUCAAGCUGAUGUGAUUGAAACCUGCGAAUAUUGGGAAGCCCGUGAACCCAAACAGGUCCUGCUAUGGUGAGGUGUGUCAGCGAUGACGGAUGUGGAGGCGACCUACGAGGACUUCAUCGCCUCUCGACGGACCGGCCGCAGGAACGCCAUCCAUGAUAUGCCGGCAGCCCCUGGAGCGGAGGGACCCUCCGACCUGUCACAGAGUCUGGCACAGCUCAGCAUCAACAAGUCAGGUGAUGAGGGAGAAAACAGCGGGAAAAGCCAGGACUCUCCACCUAAAGAAGAGGAGACUCAAGCUGAGGGCAGCUAAACAGAAAUUUGUGGAUGCUUCUUGUUAUCUACUUGAACUGGCCAGUUGCAUUUAAUGACAAGGCGAAAUCCUCUACUGCCUCCGUCCCAGCAUCAGGAAGUCAUUGCUAUGGCAACCACAGCGCAGUUUCCCCUCUGCACUUGGGUGUGUUCCAAUUUCCUUAAAAAGCCUCCUUUCCUUGCUGCCUUUUCUUCUUCGUGGCUGCUGAUAUGAGAUUGGAUGUGACGCAUGGUGAAUGCAGCGUGAUGUCAACAAAAGCAGCCCUGUUUGACCGUCAGCUAUCCUGAGAGGAAAGGAGAGAAGGGAAAAGAGGCCAUUCAAGGUUUUUGGGGCAGACUUAAGUGUUUCCACUGAUUUAAAAUGUUGUCAGUCAUCAUGUGGCUACAUCACUGCAGGGGAACCAAGGACAGCGAUUGGACACCUAUACUCUCCCUGUGCUCCCUCUAUCAGAGCUCACUGUUGACUAUUUCUAUCUCCCUAAAGGAUUUUCUUUUGCAUAUUUUUUUUAUUUAUUUACUACGAGCUCUAUAUAUCUAUUGAACUUUGGGUUAGCUUGCUGGACGUCACAGUUACACUCCAGUGUUUUUUCAAAGUUAAACUGAACAGGGUGGUAUUGGUAUUUUGUGUGCAGACACCACUGAUUCAGUUUGAAAGAAAUGUGGGUAAAUUAUGCUGCAAUCUGUCACUUUUAAUAUUUCAUUAACUGGUCAGACAGGGUCAGUCCAAAUCAGGUCAAUGCACAGGACAUGCAGCAUUUAUUACUGAGUUUUAGGAACAAUAUUGAUCUGCUCUUUCACUCUGUCAACAUGAUCAAGGCAAAAGGCUAAUCGAAAGAGCAACUGUUUCAGUGUCUGACUCCCUUACUCCUUGCUUUGCUCUUGCACACUGACUCAUAACCUUGCAAAUAUUCACCAGCCCUUUUUUUGCGCCCACUGCCAGGCCUCACAGAUGCAGCCAGUAUGUGCUUCUCCUAGAUUUUGCAUCAUUAUUAUCCUCCCUGAAUGCAGCGUUUUAGAAAAUAUAUAUUCAAAAUAUUGUGAAGGUCUAAUUCGAGAUCUUUACAUUUACAUGAAGGUAACACUUCAUUUUACAGGUCCGCAAAUUUCAUGGUAAUUAGGUGGUAAUUAGCAAGUAACCUAUUUGAAAUUUCUUUGGAAUUACUGCCAA